GACCCGGAUUCCAUCUUUCCUAUGCUUCGAAGCUGGUCAAGAAUUGGUAUAACCAGGUCAGUGAUUGAUGUGAGGUUUCAACAGGCUCAGAGUUUGCUGUUGAAUUUUCACGCAAAGAUGUCGGUGCAGUCAGGAAUAGAAAGAAAACUGGUUGAUGGUUUGAAGCCAUCUUAUUUGGAAGUGAUCAAUGAAAGCUACAUGCAUAAUGUGCCAAAGGGAUCAGAGACUCACUUUAAAGUGAUUGUAGUUGCAGACACUUUCCAAGACAUGAGUCUCAUACAGCGUCACAGAACAAUAAAUGAAAUGUUGAAGGAGGAACUUGCUGGGCCUGUUCAUGCACUCUCCAUACAAGCAAAAACUAAGGAGCAAUGGGAAGCAUCAGGACAUAGAGUUACAAAGUCGCCACCUUGCUUAGGAGGAGGACAGAUAUAAAGUUAAUUGUUAAAAUGUGAAAGACCCAAAUUUAUGUACAUUAAUUAGUACUAGUCUAAUUAUGUACUUGUUGGAAAAUGUGAAUUUCUAAUUUACGUGACUAUUUGGAUCAAUUUGCUGCUGCUCUCGUGCGGGCUAGGUGGAAUAAAUGAUCAGUCAUU
This is a messenger RNA of Corticium candelabrum, 593 nucleotides long. RefSeq names its product DNA-binding transcriptional regulator BolA-like. Gene Ontology annotation, cellular component: mitochondrion. The record is from RefSeq and is a predicted model, not a curated record. The coding region runs from base 22 to 432 and encodes 136 amino acids. Lineage: Eukaryota; Metazoa; Porifera; Homoscleromorpha; Homosclerophorida; Plakinidae. The transcript has 5 exons.